This is a messenger RNA of Megalopta genalis, 3518 nucleotides long. NCBI's taxonomy places the organism in Eukaryota, Metazoa, Arthropoda, Insecta, Hymenoptera, Halictidae. The record is from RefSeq and is a predicted model, not a curated record.
GAAAGCUUCGUUCUGUCUCUUCUCGUAGCAAUCUUCCGUGCUCUGUACAACUUCCUCGUCCAUCGCACUUUCAAGAUCCUCGAAACAUAUUACCUCCGGUUCGGUCGGCAGAGUCGGAGGCUGUCUAUGACAGCUUUCGAUAUGUUCUUCUAAGUUACUACUGGUUGUGUGUAAAGACCCGCAAUUCGUGUAUGGACAUAUAAAUACAUUCGUUUCAUUGUUAUGCCAUUCUUGAUAAUGACGCCACAUGCUACCAGGAUCGGAUAAUUCUUCCCCGCAUCCCGGCUCUCGGCAGCUGUACAAUAUCGACGUGUUACAUAAGCAUCGGUUAAUUGGGAAACGUUAAUCAACGAAUGUAACUCACAUGAAUCUGAUCUUCAAAGCUUCGAGAGUUUCGUGCGUUUUGUAUUCAUCCUGGUUCGUAAAUACCUUGCCACAAUCUCGUUGUUUGCACGUAUAUAUUUCCUAAAAAGAACGAUAGUUCGUGAAAUCGAGAUCGUGAUACGGCGAGCGCGAGAAAAACGAGGGCACAGUGAGAAUCAACGAAAGCCCUGGGUAGACGGGUAAACGCUACGGCGAUUUGUUUUGAGUUAGGGGUCGUUGAACCCGUGAAAUGGCUCCGGCGGUUUUACCUUUUUCGGGGCUAUUUCCUCGAUGGUGCGAUUUCUCGACACGAAUCUGAUGACGCUGACUUCGGUAGGCCUGUCCGUGCAGGCGUCCGUACCCUGGCCCAUCCUGGCCGGUGUCCGCGGAAAAACGGCUGUGAACGACGCGUUUCGUGCCCUCACAUAACCUGCGCUCAUCGAGACGGGUGGUUCGGUAAGGAAUUUUUCCUAUACCUUGAAUGAAAGUCCCGGACGCGCGAUCAUAUCUACGAACGGGAUGCUUUGUCGGGCUACUUACCAACAAAGUGCGCUCCCGUUCGCGCCGGUUUAUCUUUCCUCUUGCACUUCACAUUAUACCGUCGUUAAUAAUAUCAAUCACUUGUUGUCAUUUCAGUGCAACCGGGCUACCAUCGCUUUCACGUCCACCAUUAACUCUUCCCGCUCCCGCACCUCCAAAUACGAUUGAGAACCACUGUUAGGGAAUGCGCUGUUACAGGGCCGUUAGAACUUGGAACAUAACAGAUCCGACGUUAGUUUUUCGACUGGCGAACCUGGCAACGCGCGUUUAUCGUUACAAAUGCAUACAUAUAUUUUCAAUGUUUAUUCAACCACGUCCAUGCGUUAAUUUUUCUCGACUUCUCGUCGUCCGCGUUCGUACUAUCCAUCGUUACGGAAAAUGUUUUCUCUAUAAAAGAACCAACGUUCAGGCAGACACGUGACCACCUGACGCUUCUCCGUACGUAUUUCGAGCCGAGCAUUCGACAUUUGACAAACGUCACAGGAUUGCACCAGGAUCCCACCGGCAAUGGCGUCAAUUUUAAAAUCACCGCUUCCUAUUCCGUUUUCGAAAUUAUUCUAUUCUACGAUCUUGGUCGUCGUUCUCGGUUUCACCGUCACGAUCGAUUCGAGCAACGAUUUUUAAGUUGCGCGUGCCAGGCGACAGAAUGUGCGUUUGCUAUGUACAUGUAGCAACGGGUGAACCGUUUGCGCGUGUGGACGUCGAGCAGAAUGCGAGCAACACGCGUCAGUAUCGAUUUACCUUGGCACCUGGUCCGUCGUACCGCUGGCCUCUAUCUAAAUUGCCAUCGUAUCGGUUCAAGCGUGAUCCACGAAAAUUAAUGUGGUUCCACUGCCGAUCGAAGGAUGCGCAUACUUCGCAUUCUGUUAACAUUUUCGGCGGCAUGGUCCCUGUGCUGCAGUCGUUGUUACGUCGACGGUCAAGAUGUGUACGCGGAGCCCGUAAACGCCGAGGAUAAUUCUACAGUACCAUCGCAUAUAGUGGUCACGUCGUGGAAUGACACUCCGUUUUCUAUAAUCGUGGAGGAGAACGGGACAUGGAUCGGCAAAGGAUACGCGUUCGACAUCUUCAAUUUGAUUCGCUCGAAAUUAAACUUUACAUACACCAUUGUUCCGCCGAACGAGCACAUCCUUGGGAACGAGAAUAACGGUAUUCUUGGGCUGCUUUACGAAAAGAAAGUGGACAUGGCAGUCGCAUUUCUUCCGGUACUGCCGGAGAUGGAACGGUUCUGCGAGUUCAGCACCUACUUGGAUGAAACCAGAUUAACAGCUGUGAUGAAGAGACCGAAAGAGUCGGCCAGUGGUUCCGGUCUUCUCGCACCGUUCGAGAGAACAGUUUGGUUUCUAGUUUUGGCAUCUUUGAUCUUUAUGGGACCGAUUAUUUACUUUCUCGCCAGCAUCAGAGAAAAAUUAUGGCACGGUCCGGACUUGGAAGGAUUCAGCGUGACCUCCUGCGUCUGGUUCGCUUAUAGUUCUCUUCUGAAACAAGGAACGAACAUUGUUGCUACGACAGAUUCGACGAGAAUGCUUUUCGCCACGUGGUGGAUCUUUAUAUUGAUAUUAACGUCGUUCUAUACCGCGAACCUUACGGCGUUCCUCACGAAACCGCAAUUCACUUUGUCCAUCAGUUCCCUGCAGGACAUCGUCCAGAAAGAAUACAGUUGGAUCACCUACAAGGGCCGCACCGUAGAUUUUCUUCUUUCUCAGGAUCACGACAACGAUUUGAGUUUACUAAAUGUCAGCAAACAUCGGGGGAAGGGCUUUUUCGAAUACGACGAACCAUCGGAAGCCAUACUGCAAUCCGUAAGGACAAAAACGCUGUUCUUAGCAGAAGCCCAUUACCUGCAAACCCUGAUAUUCAAGGAUUACGUAAACAAAACUCGCAAUCCUUCGAAGCAAAGCCUGCGUUGCACCUAUGUUAUAAUGCCUGGGAGCAUAUUGGACACGAAUCGCGCAUUCGGCUUUUCGCACGGUUCGACCAUACGAAAGCCUUUGAACCAAAUGUUGAUGAGAUUGGUGGAGUCAGGUAUCGUGCAACAAACGCAAGAGAAAGAUCUUCCUCUCGCUGAGAUUUGUCCUGUAGAUCUUCGCUCGACCGAGAGACAGCUUCGAAAUGCCGAUCUUCUUCUGACCUAUAAAGUUGUUAUAGCAGGGUAUACGAUCGCGGCGAUCCUCUUCGUAACAGAAAUUGUAUAUGCGUUACUGGUAGGCUGGUUGAAACGUAAAAAGCGAAAGAAGCAGCGUAAUCCCCUCUUAACCGCAACGAUUACAACGAAUCCUUCGGUUAAAGAUUUUGCGCCUCCUAAACGCGUCCAUUUCUUACACGAUAAUCCGAAACCGCAAACGCUUAACGGAAAUUCGCAGAAUAUCUUGAUGCAGGGAAAACAACAAUUAAUUAACGGAAGAAAUUACUACGUUGUUGCGGACCGAGAACGAGAUCGAAAAUUAAUACCGAUUAGGACACCUUCUGCUUUUCUAUUUCAAUAUUCUGCUUAAACGCGCGAAAUGUUCGUACCGAUAACAAACAUUAUAUCAUACCGUUUAUAUACAACGUAUUUUCAUCUAUUUACGAAAAUGUUUUGUUCUACAAAUAAAUAUACGGUGUUUCUUUAUCUA